UUCCGUAGAUUUCAGGUCACAUGGUUUUGUUUACUUCGCGGAGGCGCGCGUGUUCUCAGAGCCAGUACUUCUACACCUGUUUUUUUCCAGAUACGUGUAUAGAAAUACUUUUACUAUAUAUACGCGUGGUUAUACAGGUUUACUGUAUCGUGAUGCUAACGUUGAGUUUAGCUUUAAUCUUUCCGGCAGCGAACAGUAGCUAAGCUAGCUGUUAGCGCCCGAGCUAGCCUUCGUGCUGUCAGGAGAAGUUAGCUUCAUGUUUCCACGUCUCUCUGUGGUUUUUACUGGAUAAACCCUCGUGUUAGCGAUGAGAUCUUUAAACUAUGUGCAGAGGGUCAGUCUGGACUUCACCGGGACUCUGUUUCCUCACGCCAUCUGUCUGGGGGACGCGGACAACGACUCGCUGAACGAGCUGGUUGUGGGAGACACCAGUGGGAAGCUGCUUGUGUACAAGAACGAUGACUGCAAACCCUGGAUCACCCGGAGCUGUGUGGGAAUGCUGACGUGUGUUGCGGUCGGAGACGUCUGCAACAAAGGGAAGAACCUGGUGGUGGCUGUGGGUGCGGAGGGCUGGUUUCACCUCUUCGACCUGACCGUCGCCGCUGCAAACAAAUCUGAUUCGUCGAGCCAGCACGAGUCGCUGUGCUCUGACGACCAGCGGCCGUUCUUCACCCAACACAUUCCUGCCAACACCAAAGUCAUCCUCAUCAGGGACAUCGAUGGGGACGGACGCUGUGAGCUGGUGGUGGGCUACACAGACCGGGUGGUGCGAGCUUUCCGUUGGGAGGAGCCAUCUGACGGAUCAGACCUGGGGUCGGGUCAGCUGGUUAUGCUGAAGAAAUGGCUUCUGGAGGGGCAGGUGGACAGUCUGUCGGUGAAUCCAGGUCCGGAGGGUUUACCGGAGCUGAUGGUGUCUCAGCCCGGCUGCGGCUACGCUAUCCUGCUGUGCUCCUGGACACAACAAGACUCCUCCUCUGGAGAUGACGCUUCUGCCACCCCUGGGAGCGAGGGGCCUUCCAGAGAUAUAGUUCUACAUCUGACCACCGGGCGGACACACAACAAGAACGUUUCCACUCAUCUCAUUGGCAGCAUUAGCAAAGGUUCAAAAGAGGAAUCUUCUAAAUGUGGACUCUUCGCUCUCUGCACUUUAGACGGAACCCUGAAAUUGAUGGACAGCUCGGAGCAGCUGCUGUGGUCAGUGCAGGUGGAUCAUCAGCUCUUCGCUCUGCAGAAGCUCGACGUCACGGGCGACGGCAGAGAGGAGGUGGUGGCGUGUGCCUGGGACGGUCAAACCUACAUCAUCGACCACAAUCGCUCAGUGGUCCGGUUCCAGUUCGAUGAGAACGUCAACGCCUUCUGUGCUGGUCAGUACACGUGCAAGGAAGGUAAAAACAGCCCCUGCCUUGUGUAUGUGAGCUUCAAUAACAAGAUCUACAUCUACUGGAAGGUGGAGCUGGAGCGUAUGGAGUCCACCAACCUGCUGCGGGUCCUGGAGGAGAAACCUGAGUUUAAAAACCACAUGAAGGUGCUGGGAGUCGAUGCUGAGGACCCGGCAGCGGUGAGAGCACUGGUGGCCAAUAUUCUCUAUAAGGAUUCACAGACGUAGCACAGUGACACAUCUGCACGCUGCUGUCUCUGUAAAUACUGACUCAAUAAACACUGACCGUCUGUCUCCA
This is a messenger RNA of Paralichthys olivaceus (Japanese flounder), 1676 nucleotides long. RefSeq names its product integrin alpha FG-GAP repeat containing 2 (gene itfg2). NCBI's taxonomy places the organism in Eukaryota, Metazoa, Chordata, Actinopteri, Pleuronectiformes, Paralichthyidae. The record is from RefSeq and is a predicted model, not a curated record. Gene Ontology annotation, cellular component: KICSTOR complex. Gene Ontology annotation, biological process: regulation of TOR signaling.